Messenger RNA from Daphnia pulex (common water flea), 843 nucleotides. RefSeq names its product ATP-dependent DNA helicase Q-like 4A. Gene Ontology annotation, molecular function: 3'-5' DNA helicase activity; four-way junction helicase activity. Gene Ontology annotation, cellular component: cytoplasm; nucleus; chromosome. Gene Ontology annotation, biological process: double-strand break repair via homologous recombination. The coding region runs from base 89 to 475 and encodes 128 amino acids. The transcript has 3 exons. NCBI's taxonomy places the organism in Eukaryota, Metazoa, Arthropoda, Branchiopoda, Diplostraca, Daphniidae. The record is from RefSeq and is a predicted model, not a curated record.
CAGGUCAAUUAACAGUUGCGUUAGAGAUAACCUGCAACUCGAAUUGAUAAGAAAGUCAACGUCAGUUAACAAUCUAACUGUGGAUGAAAUGAUUGGGGAAUGUCACAAUUCAGAAUGCGGUAUUGUGUACUGCUCUUCCCGAUUUGAAUGCGAAUCGCUUUCCUUUCAUCUUGUUGAAUCUUGUUUUACCGCCGCUCCAUAUCAUGCCAGUUUUUCUGAUAUUGAGAGAGAAUUUUCACAGGGAAAUUGGAUGGCAGGACUGUGCCAGAUAAUUUGGGCUACUAGCGCUUUUGGAAUGGGCGUAAACAAACCCAAUUUGGAAUUUGUGUAUCAUCUCACCAUGCCAAGUUCGCUUAGUUACUAUUAUCAGGAAUGUGGAAGAUCAGGGCAAGAUGGGUCCCUUGCGUCAAGCGUGAUGUUUUACAAUUUCUCAAAUCUUCUCUUUUUUAAACGUUUAUCUGACGGUAUGGAAUAAAUUACUGUGAUUGUUGGGAAUAAAUCCCAACAAACGACGACGACAAGAUCCGGACGCCGCGUCUGCACACCGGCGCAUUUCCGCGACUUCUGCCUUGGGGGCCGCCGCUAGGUGGCUCCAACUCCACUCAUUGUUUCCCGUCCUUUAAUUGUUUUACGCCCCAUUAAAAUUGCUGUAUUAAAGUAAAAAUAUAUCGUUGAGAGAGGACAUGGUCGUUUGUGUCGUAUUUAUUUCAUCAUAAAAACUGUAGUACACGCCAACCAAAUAUAAUAUAGUUUUUACAUGGCCCUUCAAACAAUUAUCUAACCAGUGAAACACCGUGUCCUCCCUCUCAACUCAAACACUCAUAUUUAACUUGUAAAACCGGC